AUGAGUAUCGGGAUAAAGCGUGAAGGACGGAAAGCUGAGCAGAAACUCAUUUCGGGCUGGCAUAAUGACAAGACUCAGAAUUACUUGGAUACUCUACUUCGCCGAACCCUGGGAGCUCCCGAAUCUGUUGAUACUCAUACAUUUCCAGACUAUUUCACAUUGAGAGAUUUGGAACGAAUGGGAAACUUCAGGGUGAGAUUCACAGACAAUCUUCUUCAACAUCUCAGGGUUAUGAAGCACCGAGACGACUGGUUUAGGCCUACUGUUUACAUAUUUCAACAUGCAAAUGUAUUGAAGAAGCUCUCAGAAAGCGGUCCUACAGACGAUUUCAAGAAGCUGGCCAAGGAAGGACUGAUGACAAUGGCUCUUUUGAUGCCACCCGACCAACGUCCGUGGUUUGACAGUGCUAUUUGGCUCAACGAGAGAUUGGAUGGCGAACAAAUGAUCGAUAGGACCAUUGGGACCCAAUGGAGGAGUUAUCCAUCACACCGGUCGCACCAAGCUUCGAACUACGACUAUUGGCAGAGGCGUCUCCUGAUACUGGAAGAGGAGUUCAAUAAUGCUUCACCUAGUAGAAUUCGGGCGUGGUGGUACGACGCGCGCAAGGGGCGCGACUGGGCGUUGCUUUGGGUUCAGCUUUGCGGCUUUGGUUUCGCAAUCGCAGCGUUCCUCCUGGCCGCCGUGUCGACUUUGGUAGCAGCGCUGCAAGCUGUGGAGGCAAACCGCUAUGCGCAGCAGGCAAAUACUCUCGCCUUGUUGGCAAACGAAUAUGCCAGCAAUGCGAGCACCUUGGACGCUAAUCAGGCAGACCCUAUGACCACGUUUACAACGAUCUUGGUAACUGGGGUAACCAACUUCAUUAGCACAAAUGUCAACCAAAUCAACUAUAACCAGGCUACGCCUGCCGUUGGCGCAAGAGAAGCAAUGGCGGUUAUUACUGCCGAGCCAUCAUUAUAA
This is a messenger RNA of Clonostachys rhizophaga, 957 nucleotides long. Lineage: Eukaryota; Fungi; Ascomycota; Sordariomycetes; Hypocreales; Bionectriaceae. The record is from the annotation of a GenBank genome assembly.